This is a messenger RNA of Desarmillaria tabescens, 459 nucleotides long. RefSeq lists its product as uncharacterized. The record is from RefSeq and is a predicted model, not a curated record. NCBI's taxonomy places the organism in Eukaryota, Fungi, Basidiomycota, Agaricomycetes, Agaricales, Physalacriaceae. The transcript is spliced from 7 exons. Bases 1 to 459 code for a protein of 152 amino acids.
AUGCCAUCAGAUCCCAACCAAAUCCAACCACCCUUGCUUUCUUUCCUCCAUCAACAUUUCAGCACCUACCUCUCUCGUUCCUCUUCACGUGUCGCCGUUUAUGGUUUUAUCUUCCUUCUGGCUUACUGGUGCAGGCAACCUAUGUUCCCUUCAGAUGGUCCUCUUCACCAUUUCCUUGUUUCACAGCACUUGGAUGAGAUGUCUUGUACUCAAGGCUGCCGGAAUAGUGUUCUAAGGGACUUGGAACAACCCAUGAACUGUAAUGGUGCCAAAGACCAGCAAUGCAAUCAGUUGAUUUCAAUCUGUUUUGGUGUACUUUGUGAUGACAGGGUGGAUCGCGAUGCUACUCAGAGUUCAGAUGUUGGAGGUGGUCUAGUGCAUGUGAUGUCAUACAGCUAUAUUGGUGUAGUAGCUAGUAAAUAUGUCUUCGUAGGUAUCGAUACAAUGCUGCUACUGUAG